CCGAGUAGUGUUUGAGGAGAGCCUGGUCGCAUCUGUGAUAUGGCCAAGCCGUACGUCUCAUUCGCAGUCGCUUGCGAGAGCGGAUGGAGGUAAAAGCGAGCAUGGAGCCUGAGAUCGUGAUCGCCUUCCGAUGACCCACGCUGCUUCCGUCCUGGUGGCUCGUGAACUUUGUUUUAUGCUCGGGACAGGUCUCCUGGCUCCGGCAUUGGAACACUCUCAUCCCUCACUAACCGUGCAAAGGAAAAACACUACCUGGCUGUCACGGCAUUCUCCCUCAUCCCACACGGCAGAUGGCGCAAAUCGUUUGGUUCAUGCUUCAAGAGGGCGUGUCACGAGCGCGGAGAUGCCUUGUGGAGGCUUCCUUCUCCGCUUGGCCGAUAUGGCAUAGUGGCGGCUGUGCCUGACUUCGCCUCGUCUACAAUUUGCCAACCUUGAGACAUCCCUUCAUUCCGCGCACCGACGUCAUGGUCUACACUUGACUUCGUCCCACGCCAGCAUGGCGGAAGCUUGUAAGUCGCAGGCCAAGAAGGGCUACGUCCUACUUUAAUAAACUCACAGCUACAGCGACCUAUCUCCCGGG
Microdochium trichocladiopsis is the source of this 580-nucleotide messenger RNA. RefSeq lists its product as uncharacterized. The coding region runs from base 131 to 388 and encodes 85 amino acids. NCBI's taxonomy places the organism in Eukaryota, Fungi, Ascomycota, Sordariomycetes, Xylariales, Microdochiaceae. The transcript has a single exon. The record is from RefSeq and is a predicted model, not a curated record.